GGCCACCGUCCAGAUCAGUUCAGUUCUAGCAGCGCACGUCAUCGGUUCUCCAGAACCCAAGUGAACAGAGAGUCAAUCGCACGUGCAACUCAGGUGUCACGUAACCUUCCAAAAACCGGAACGAAAGUAUGGCCUACCGGCUGAUUGUCUGCGUUCCCGUGGCCACUGUGCUGCUACUGUCCCUGCAUGCGCUGGUUACACUCGCUGCACCGACCGUGCACUUGGGACCACCACUUCAGCAGGAGUCGCAAUCUCCAACAGGAGCCCACGGAAGUGGCAUUCAGCCCUCGCCAGACCGCAAUAGCGCCGCCGAUCGACCGUACAUCGUCGAACCGACGUGGUUCACGGUCACGACGAGUCCGAUCGAUGGCGAAGGAGACGCUCCUGGCCAGCUGACCGGACAUGUAGGGAUGCCAGUCCUGCCAGCCCAACCAGCUACCAUGCGACCGUACGUUGCGUACAUUCCCAUCGCUCCGGCGUACCGACCCCAUCAUGUACCGCCCGGUUGGCCAGCCUAUCUGCCCGGAGUGCUCCCGACGUACCCCAUGCCCCCCCACAAUCAUUUCUGUAAUCAGCCAAGUCCGAGUGGCUACCAACUCAUGUAAAGUGUCCGUGGACGUUGCGUGCCAUCAUUCUGCGUGUGAGAGAGAGAAAGAGAGAGAAAGAAGGACGAGUGCUGGCUCCCGAAAGCGCAUCCAACGAAGGUGCUCAAGUGCUGCUGCUGGUGCUGCUGUCGGGACCACGAAAGCUAUCGAUUACAUGGCCUUCUGGAUAAUUUAUUCUUUUCACUGGCAUCUCAUUUGUUACGUUACGAAUGCAUCGUGUGUUUUGGAAGCCUCGCGUUGUGUGUCCGGUUUUGGUUUCCUUUCCACGUUCCCAGUGGACACACCGGGAAUGUUGUUGUUGGUGUUUGCUCGAUCCAAGGCUGUCCACUGUCCUAUCGAUGACGAAGCGGUUCGACCAUUUCGGUGGUGCGGACAGUGCCCGUCCAGAGAGGUUGUGUGUCAAAUAAUUUCUUCAAAACAAUAUAUUCAUUUCCAUUUUG
Anopheles aquasalis is the source of this 1045-nucleotide messenger RNA. RefSeq lists its product as uncharacterized. NCBI's taxonomy places the organism in Eukaryota, Metazoa, Arthropoda, Insecta, Diptera, Culicidae. The record is from RefSeq and is a predicted model, not a curated record.